Molecule: messenger RNA, 2999 nt
Organism: Trichobilharzia szidati
Lineage: Eukaryota; Metazoa; Platyhelminthes; Trematoda; Strigeidida; Schistosomatidae
Source: the annotation of a GenBank genome assembly
GUUGUGCUGACAAACGGCUGAUACAUAAAGGCCAUCCAUCCAUCCACUUUUGUUAUUAUAUCAUACGUGUUGGUUUUUAGUAUGAACUGUGAAUUAUAGUCACGCAAACAAACUGUGGAUAUAUAUAUACACAUAUAUCUAUCUAUCUGAAUCAUUCGGGGGUGUAUUGACAAAAUAAAUAAACUAAUCUCUGUUAGAGUAUCACUGAAGAACACCCACAUCCACACACAACUUCUAAAUGAAAUAUGGUUUCUAAUAUAAAGGUUUUAUCCUCUUCUGCUGGAGAUGUAAUCAUCAGUGGUUACCUGCUGAAAAGUAGACGCACUGAAUUAUUUCGUAAACUCCUGUGGAAUUUGGAUUGUGUAAAACAUUCAUCAGAAUUUAAUAUAAGAGAUUGGAAGAAACGAUAUUGCAUUUUGUACAAAGUACGCAGAGAAAAUAAAACAGAAAUAUUUUUCGAUUAUUACAAAGAUGAAUCGUUUUCUAAAUUUAAAGGUCGUGUUGAUUUAGAGCAUUGUGAGUGUAUUGUUGAAAAUGUCAAUAUCGGUGGUCAACCGUGUGCUUUUUCACUGACAACCUUAUUCAAUGGACAUAAACGAAUUUAUUAUUUCAUUGCUGCAGAUAACAAAAUUAUGUCAGAUUGGGUACAGCAAUUGGCUCGUGUAGCUGAAUUAGUUGAUUUCUCUGCUAUGAAUACAGAUGUGAACUCAAGUCAACCAGUCGGAAAUAGCUGUUCUGGUGUCAAUAUUAGUAAUAGUAGUUGUACUAGUGGUAAUGUACCCCCCUUAUUCCAAAGGCCAGUGAAAACAUCCAUUGAUAAUUCCAUGAAUCCAAAUCCCAUUGACGGAAUCAAAUCGCCUGCUAAUAGUCCUAAUAAUCAUGUGGAUGAUAAUGAAGAUGAUUAUAAAGAUAUUGUUGGUGGUAUCGAUUAUUUAAUGUCUGGUUCUGAAUUAUUGGACGAUUAUCAUCACCUACCGAGUUCAAGUCAUUCUUAUGUAAAUUUAAUUAAUGAAGAUCCAGACGGAGAGAAAUUACCAUUCAAUACAAAUUACUCAUCUUUACCCCGACUUAAAGAAAUCCAUGAUGCUCACAUGAAAUCAUCUAACGGAGAAAUAUACGUGAAUGGAGAUGGUGGUGGUUCUGACGAUGACAACAAAAAUAAAACUCCUACUGGUGAUGGUAGUUCGCGUAAAAAUUCUUUAAAAAGACAAAAUUCUUCAAAUAGUGUUUACUAUAAUGUAUGGGAGUCUGAAGAUGGUUCUAAAGUUUCUCAAAAUCCAGUUACUACUAAUACCGAUGUUAAUUUAAAGCGGAAUAAUGAAAUAUCAUCAAAUACACGAAUUUAUCGAAGAAGUCGUGCAUUACCUGGCAAUAUACUUACAUCUGAUCAAGGUUUACCGAUGACGACAACAGUAACAGCAACAGUCACAACGACAACAAGUACAACACCUACGGCUGCUAAAACACUCCCUCCUGCUACUGUCAAUCGUAAACCUGCACCACCUCCACGUAUGAUUUCAUUGAAAUCAUCAACUAUUAAUAUACCUACUUCACUUACAAAUUCCACUUAUAAUACAAAUGUAUUAUCUGAAUUAAGUCCUGAAUUACCAUUACCAAUUCGUGUGAAACGAUCCCAGAUGUCGUUGGAUAGCACCAGUAGCAGCAGCAGUAGCUGUUGUAGUGGUGGUGGUGCUGGCGAUAAUGACGACGAAAAUACUACCAGUUUGGAGAAUGUUACAAUCGAUGGAAAUAACAAUCUAUCAUCAUCAUUCAGAGAAGAAAAUAAGGAGAAUAGAAUUUAUGCCGUUGAAAAUAAUCAUCAUCAUCAUCGAGAUAAUGAUGAUACUGUUAAAGUGUCUACAGAUUAUCAUCGGUCGACCGGUGGUGGUGGUGUUGGUGUUGGCAAUCCUCAGCCUGCUGUUGGCAUAGUACCAGUAACAACGCCCACUACAACAACAACUGUUUCUGGAAAACCUCAGUCCAAUCCUGGUAUCGGAAAAUCGAGUGGAUCCGUUCAAAAAAUCUCCCAAUUAAAUUAUAUUGAACCGUUCAACUUAGAUUUACGUACUUCUCAGCCAACUGUUGAACGUGUUAAUAGUCCUAUAACCACAUCCUCACCAUCAUCAUCAGAAACAAUAACUACAGUAUCGUCAACACCAGCGACAGGAACACCGAUGACAACAGGAUCGACAACGUCAGUAUCUGCAGCUAUAAAAACAAUACGUUUAAUUAAAAAGCCGUCUAUAACCUCCACUACGUCUACAGUAUUGAGUUCAACCAGUAGCAGCACGAGUUCAUCAGCAACAACAAAUCCAGUUGAACCUCCUCCGUCUUCUUCUCAUCACCAUCAUCAAUCCAGUGUAAUAAGUCGUUUACAACAUUUAAUCAAUACCGCAUCUAAUACACCAAAGUGUCCCCCUCCGCCUCCUACUACUUCUACUACCACCACUAUCCUACCUCAGUGUGAUUAUUCACCACUACCUCAUACUACUAACACUUUCAGUAAUAGUAGUAGUAUAAGUCAUACUGCUGCUACUACUACUACUAAUGCUAGAGAAGAUGAUGAACAUAUUGAAUAUCGAGAAAUUGAUCCAAUCAGUACAAAUGCCUUGGCUAUUGUCACAGAACGAUUUGGAUAGUGUGUCCGGUUGGGCGUUUGUGGUGUAUACACUGUAUUUAUAAUAAUAAUGCAUAUUGUGUUCGUUUAUAUAACUGUACCCCUGUUUCCCCUCCUCUUUCUCUCUCUUCUCUUGUCUCUGGUCUUGUCUUUUGUAAUAACUCUGGUAUUCAGCAAGAAAAAAGGUUGCAUAAGUCACGGUGUUAUUUUACAUUCCUUUGAUAUAACGAUGCCGAUGACAAAUGCCAAGAACUCAUAAUAUGUACUAGUGAUUAGAUUGACGAUAUAUGACUAUUAUUAUUAUCAGUAUUAUUAUUGAUAUUAUUAUUAUUUUGUACAUCUAUUUUAUAAUUAUGAAGAAAUAAAUGUUGUUUCGAAUUUA